UCUCCGACUCCAGACAUAGGUACUCGUCGGUACUAGCUCCGGUUACCUUUUUUUUUUUAACUCCCGAACGAGGGCUGGCGACGGACUCCGGCAGACUUUCCCCGCGCCCGUGAGGAACGCGGCGCCCACGGCCAGGCCGACCGCACUUCCCACAAUGCCCGGCGCGAGCCCAGAGUUCCGGCCCGGGGAACCGUGAGGCGGCCGCCAUCUUGUGUACGGAGGUGCGGCUCGCCGUCCCCGUCCUCACGGGUGGGGUUUCCGUCCCUCCGGAUUUGGGGCGGUCGCUAGACGCGCUUCUUUCGCCUUCCCGGGGGUUCGCGUCUUUCCCGAGACGGCCUAUGCAGAGCUGUGAAGGAAGAUGUCUUACGGAGGAAUCGAAGCUAAAUAUUUGGGACCUGGAGAACUGGGAAGUGGACCAUAUCAUAAAAGAUUGAAAUCAACUGCAGAGACAUAUGUUUUACCGCAUCCUGGUAGUACUGAUUUGCACAGAGUCCAAGAGAAAACUGGAAGUGAUUGGGUCCCUUUGACCAUCGUGGAUGUCAAAGGGCAGAGGUAUCCUCAAGUGGACAAAACCGAAACUACAGAUUUGCCGAAACCUUUUCGGAAUGAAAUGCCUGGCAGUAAACCAGAUGGUGUUGGUACUUCACAAGUUUUACGCGAUGUAAAUCCUCCAUUGCUAACCAAGGAUGAUGAGAUUUAUAGUACAAGUACAGCGUUUAUAGGCCCUAUUUACAAACCCUCUGAGAAAAAGAAAUGCAAUGAAAAGGCAGACAGUCUGAAUGGUAUAAAGGGCAAAAGAAGGCGAGAAGAGAAACAGAAGUUUAACUCUAGAAAACCAGAGAUUGACAGUGAAUUGUCCCAGUUUUACAAAGAAAUUGAAGAGCUUGAAAAUGAAAAAGAUGACUCAGAAGGCAGUUGUAAGGAGCCUGAACCUUCUCCGGAAGAACUUACUCCAUCUCCAUGUUACCAGGAUCAUGCGAAGGAUCCUUUAAAAUCUGAUGGAGAAAAGGAAGAUUUUAAAGCUGUUCAGUCACAUUGUGAUUAUCAGCAGUGCUUGGGGGAUGAGUCUGCCAACCGUCAAUGUAAUGGACAAGAAAUAUCUACAUUUCGUGAUACUUCCUUCCCUUCAUUCAGGCCUGAAUGGCAGUCACCACCUCCUUUUAUCGUACCCUAUGGUCCUCCCCUUCCCAAUUUUAACUGUCAGUUAAAUAAUCAACAAUUCGGUGCUCUGCCAAAUCCACUACCAAAUAUUUUCCACGCCCAAGAUGAAUCUAGGAUGCAAAAUGGACAUUAUGUUAAUACUUGUCAUGUUAGGUGGGAUUCUUCAGCUUCUAAUGAGAGCAGUGGACACGUUGACUUAGGAGAGAGUAAUGUUAGUACUCGUCCCCCUAGAGAUGGCUACAGUACACAAGAUGGGUAUGUGAAUGGUUUCUGUGAAAUCAGGGAAGGAUGCUGGAAAGAUCCUUCAGUGGACAAGCAUAAUGGAAUAGACAGAUUUGCAAGCCAGCAAUAUCAAGAGGCAAAGUUAAAUAAAUUGCAGAAGUUACUUAUUCUUCUAAGAGGUCUGCCUGGUUCUGGGAAAACAACAUUGUCUCGCAUUCUGCUUGGUCAGAGUCGUGACGGCAUUGUGUUCAGCACUGAUGACUAUUUUCACCAUCAAGAUGGGUACAGGUAUAAUGUUAAUCAGCUUGGUGAUGCCCAUGACUGGAACCAGAACAGAGCAAAACAAGCUAUUGAUCAGGGGAGAUCUCCAGUUAUAAUAGACAAUACUAAUACACAAGCUUGGGAAAUGAAGCCAUAUGUCGAAAUGGCCAUAGGAAAAGGAUACAGAGUAGAGUUUCAUGAGCCUGAGACUUGGUGGAAAUUUGAUCCUGAAGAAUUAGAAAAGAGGAAUAAACAUGGUGUGUCUCGGCAGAAGAUUGCUCAGAUGUUGGAUCGUUAUGAAUUUCAAAUGUCCAUUUCCAUUGUAAUGAAUUCAGUGGAACCACCACAGAAAAGCACACAGAGACCUCCUCCUCCUCCACCAGGGAGACCGAGAGAAAGAGUCUUGAAUAAAGCUGGAUACCUUCUUUGCAAAACCAAACAGAAGAGAAAUAGGAAAAGAAAGAAACAGCAGAGUAAUCCCCAUAAAAUCAUGCAUGAAAAAUCAUCUGAAACGUUAAGUUAUGUUAUGCUGGCAGAUGGGGACCCAUGUCAAAGUGGAGAGGAAGACUUUACAGAGAUUACAAGAGAGUCAGCAUGUCCCUCGACUAGCAGUCCAGGCAAUGAAGUACAAGAUUCUGUGAGUGGCUGCAAGCAAAAAAGUUGGAAAUGUGCAGAUCCUGGAGACGGCUUUCCAAACUGUGAAACCACAUUGGACAACACACCACCCUAUCACCCUGCUAAGGAAGGUGAUGACUUACUUCUAACUUUGUCAUCAGGGUCAAAGGAAAGUUUUGUUACUUGUCCAAUAGGGAUGCAAGAUAUUUCCUGUGUAACAAAGGAUGUCUGCUCUUACAUGAAGGUAGAAAAGCAAACUGGGCAUAGGCUUACACUGACGUCAGAGAUAAAGGACCCUCCAAGCUCAUCUAUGCAGAAGAGAGAGAUGGCAGAUAAAAGCCUUUCAAAUAAGCCAAUUCAGUGUCAUCAGCAUGGAUCUAGAGCUUUAGAUGAAGCUUGUCUAGAGGAACCGGGAGUACAUGCCACUGAAAACAAUUGGGCUUUCUUCACAACUAACCUCACUGGUGAAGAACUACAGCAAGGCUCUGACAGACAACCAUAUCUUGGUGUCUGGCCUGAAGGACCUCAUAAGUUUGUAUGUGAGCAGAGAUCAAAGAGAAAUCGAUCGCGUAAACAAGCCUGUCCCGACAGCAGGGUGGUUGGAGUGAUUUCUGCUUUUGAAGGAGUGCCAGAACCAGAAAGCGGCCCAGAGACGGUGACGGGGGACAGCCUGCCCAUUGGAGCUGAAGAUGUGUCACCUCCGGGUGAAACUGCAGCUUCAUUUACAGAAACAGAAACUAGUAUCCUACUAAGUAGCCCGCCUGACAUGGACGUCCCUAAGAGUGGCUUAGAAUCCUCAAAGAACACAACAAAGAGACCGAGAAGGAUUUUCAAUUUGGCACCAAACUUUGGCUUACAGGAACAGAAGUAUGUCAGUGCAAAAGAAAGAGAGGAAUGUGGCUUAGUAACUAAAAACCAUGGAUUUAAAAUUCUGUUGGAAGGAACAGAAGAUAGAAUUUCAGAAAUAAAUAGCCAAGAAGAAGAUAAGCAAAAAAUUAUAACCUGUGAUCAUAAACCCUCAUGGUUUCACCUUGAUGCUAUCAAAGAUUCCCCAAUAAAUAUUGGUGGACAAUUUUAUUCCCAUUGCCUGUCAUUUAACAGACUAAGGCACUGUAUGUAUUUUUACAAAAACUCUGUUCCUUCCCUUGUACUACAUUAUAUGUUUAGCUAUUGGAAAAUCUCUUUUACAAACAAGAGGCAAUUUUUGACUUUCAAAUCCCAGGCAAGAGUAAGUGGUAAACUAAACGACACAGGGUUUGUUUCUUCAGGAAUUCUAAGCAAUCAGCCUGACGCCUUGCACUCUGUGUGGGUCACUUCUGAACUUCACUUUUUAAAUGGAAGACUUGAUGAAAAAUUGAAGACCCGGGAAGCAUCUGAGUCUUUACAGUGCCUGCCAAGUGAGGAGAUUCAAGAUGCCACACGUAUGGGCUUUCCUCCCCUUGGGCUACCAUUAUCGCAAGGGUUUGCCUUUCAACUGGUAAAGCUUUUUGGACCUCCUGGAAUCCCAAUGGAAUCCUUGUUGCCUGAUGAUUAUGUUAUUCCCCUUGACCGCAGGACACUCAAGAUGAUUUAUUUGCAAUGGAAGACAUCAAUAGAGGAACGACAGAAGAAGACUGGUUUAAAAAAUGAGAAUUCCUUGAGCUUCAAGUUCUGCGGUCUUCACGGAGCUGCUGGAGAUCCAGAUCAUCGGGAAAAUUUGUCAGAUGCUCGGUACCUGCCAAGGGAUUCUCCCCAGGAUAUUCAUGGACACCAAAAUUAGCUUGACGAAUCUGUCAAUCAUUGUUGAUAAGUUUCCUGAGUAAUUAAAAAAACCUCAACAGAAGAGGUAACAAUUUGGAACUUUAUUGCCUCAUUUUGAAGAUGUUUGCCAUAACUUUCAUUUGUUUUACAGAAGAAAGUCAGGUACAGUAAACCUGAGAGUAGCCAUUGUUUUUGUUGUUGUUUGUUUUUAAUUGCAACUGCGUUAGAAGGGUAGGCCUGUUGUGGGUAUGGAAAACAGGCUCUUGGAACCUCAAAGCAAGAACUGAACAGGGGCCCACAGACAGCCAAGUUUAGGCAGCCAAGAUUGUUACAUAAGCCAAGUGCACACCCCAAGGCAACUGGCAACAGGCCUCCAAAAGGAAUUCAAGAAGGACUCGGGUCAGAGUCCCUCGAGGGCCAGCAAGCAAAAAGAUGCUCUGUAGGAUGGCAGGGGUGAGCCUCUGAAAGAGCUCAAGCCUUGACUUCAACAUGGACUGUUCAUUUACAGCCAGAGUCAGGGUGGUUGCUGGAGAGACUUCUGCCAGAUAUCUUGGGUGGAGGCACACAGGUGUCUGGGGCAGAGAGAUAUUCCUGGGGACUUUGCCCUGGGAUCCUUGGCAGAGAGGUGGUAGCACCCUGGGCUGGCCUUCACUCAUGCCAGCAGACAGGUAGUCUUGAACCUAGCUGCUUUUCAAACAGGCAUUUUUCAAACCAGCAGGAACAAGUCAAUGUUAAAUUUCUAUAAACAUUUUAAGUUUUCCUCCUUCAUGUUGUUUUCUCAUGACCCCUCCCUACCCUGUGCUUCAGGUUCUGAAAACCAAGUUUUUAAUCCCAAAUUAUUUUAUGAUGGUCAAAUGCAAGGAUGCU
This is a messenger RNA of Ochotona curzoniae (black-lipped pika), 4866 nucleotides long. It is a transcript of the gene N4BP2L2, whose product is annotated as NEDD4 binding protein 2 like 2. The transcript has 10 exons. Gene Ontology annotation, cellular component: nucleus. Gene Ontology annotation, biological process: negative regulation of transcription by RNA polymerase II. The record is from RefSeq and is a predicted model, not a curated record. The coding region runs from base 359 to 4018 and encodes 1219 amino acids. NCBI's taxonomy places the organism in Eukaryota, Metazoa, Chordata, Mammalia, Lagomorpha, Ochotonidae. Gene Ontology annotation, molecular function: transcription corepressor activity.